AUGGCUGACAAAGCAUGGUCCCUCUCGAAUGAACAGCGGGCUGAGACUGUCUCCAGGGUGGGACAAAAUAUCGAAUCUUUGGCAUUCAGCCGUGGUAUCGAGAUCAACGAUGCGGAAGCGCACUCAAUCGCCACUACCGUUGAGAAGAAGGCUUACACAACUGCAUCCGUGGAGGCCACCACCACAACAGGCUUCAGGCCGCAUGAUGAAGUCCUCAAAUCAUACGCAAGAAAACUGGCCGAACUGGUCCUUGACAAGGUGAAGGCCAGCGGUGGCAAGGCAGAAAAGGCCGAAGGUACAAAUGACAGCUCGGAGCUGGACCUGGCGGGAGAUCGCGAGUUCCUGACUGCUGAAUCGGCCUCUGAAGCCCUGGCUCCCCUGCUUGCCGAGGGAUCCACCAUCACCAAGAUCAAGCUGAGCACGAAGAGCUUCGGGAGGGACGCUGCGGAGACGGCGGCAAAGGCAAUCGCCAACGUGGCGGCCAGCCUUGAGCAUGCUGACCUCAGCGACAUCAUCGCUGGCCGGCCAGAGGCUGAGGCGCUCGAAGCGAUGCGCAUAAUCUCCGGAGCGCUCGCGCAAGUGCAGCUCAGGUCCCUGAACCUGAGUGACAAUGCGCUGGGAGAGAAGGGAGUGCGCGCCUUUGCAGCCGCCAUCUCAGACCAGGCAUGUCUCACACCUUUUACCAACUGCUCUGCGCGUAGAAAGGCGUUUGUUGCAGUCCUGUCGUCCAGGGGUCUGGCAGCAGAUCCAUGUUGCCUAGCGGGGCUGCAGCGGCUGGCGUUCCAGAACGUGGGCUGCUCCAUCCACGCCUGCCAGGCUGUGGCCGAGCUGGUGCAGCACAGCGGCGAUCUGCGCGCGCUGCACCUCUACAACAACAUGUCCGAUGACGAGGGCGCCAUUGCCAUCGCACAGAUUCUAUCGCGGGCGCCGGUGAUGGAGGACUUCCGCAUGGCUUCCUCUCGCGUGGGCGCCGAGGGAGGCAUCGCCCUCGCACAGGGCCUCUCCGCCGGGAGCAGCCUACUGAAGCUGGACCUGAGCGACAACCCCAUGACGGCUGAGGUGGCGCCCGCGCUGGCAGAGGCGGUGCGCGGCCAGGAGAGCCUGCAAUUGCUCAACCUCAAUGACGUGGCGCUCGGGGACGAGGGCAUCGAGGGCAUCGCUGAGGCGUUGCCUGCGAACCUGGUGGAGCUGCACCUGGCGCUGAAUGAAGUGACACCAGAGGGAGCCUCUGCGCUGGCGGCCUCGCUUGGGCGGCUGGGCCGACUACAGGUGCUGGGCCUGCGCGAGAAUGAGCUUGAGAACGACGGCGCGGCGGCCAUCGCUGCGGCGAUCGGGCGUCUGGGCGCUGUGGCUCUGGCAAAGGCGGUGGCGAGCAGUGGAGCAAAACUUGAGCGACUGGAUUUGGACGAUAACCAGAUCUCAGAGGGCGGCAUUGAUCAGAUAAAGGAAAUACUGGAGAGGGCGGGGCUGUCUCAUGCGCUGUCAUUGGAAGACAAUGACCCCGAUGCUGACGAGGACGGAGAUGAGGGUGACGAAGAGGGUAUAGCGCUGUACUGGUCUGUCAUGACUUUAUACCUGUCAAUGAGAGUGACAUUCAUGGCGCAAAUGACAUCCAUGACAAUUCAUCUGGGAUCCCACGGUCGCAAUCCGGUCUGUUUGGAUUUCCAGCAGAGAGGAGGAAGGAGAUGCCUUUCAGUUGUGAACAUGAAGAAGGACAUCCACCCUCAGUAUUUUGAGGAGUCGAAGGUGUUCUGCAAUGGAGAGGAGGUCAUGACAGUCAGUGGGACAAAGGAGAAAUACGUGGUGGAUGUCUGGUCUGGAAACCACCCCUUCUUCCAGGGAACACAGGAGGCGCUGAUCUUGGAUGAGGGUCGCGUGAACAAGUUCAACAAGCGCUUUGCAACACUCGGCGCCUAUGGCAAGGUUGCGCCAUCAGCAGUGGGCGGAGACAAGAAGCUGGAAUACAAGGGAGGCAAGGACAAGGGGAAGAAGGGCAAGGGCAAGAGGUAGCCGCCCGGCUGAGGCCCUGUGGAGUAAUUUCCGUUGCACGAUAAUAUGAGGACAUUAAAGAACAGCACAGUAGUGUAAGAUCCAACCCUAGUGAAAGGCAGGGGUUGUUUACAUAAGGGCAUGCGUGCAGUGUUACACUGAAUAGCUGACGCGUUGCACGAUAGCUGGUAACGCAUGCUAUUAAGCUGUUGCAAUCGAAGCAUUCAUUGGGGCAGCAGACACCGCGAAGAGGCUGUGCCUAAAAUUUCAGGUCACUGCAAAAUUUGAGGUUCAGGUAUGCGAUGCAUAGGUUGCCCUUUGUCCCUAUGGUUGGCAGCGGUACUGGCAAAAAAUUGUAUAUUUUUACAUGGGUUAAGCACAGAGUCCAGUACUGCAGAGCUGUCUUUAUCAAUUCACCUCAUGAGUCGCCGCACAUGCAGGAAAAAAGAAAAGUGCAGUUCAACACGCUUGUUGCCAUGAAAGGUCUCGAUUGCUCUGCAUAAAAUCGUCUGCAAGA
Molecule: messenger RNA, 2506 nt
Organism: Coccomyxa subellipsoidea C-169
Lineage: Eukaryota; Viridiplantae; Chlorophyta; Trebouxiophyceae; Coccomyxaceae
Product: RNI-like protein
Exons: 15
Coding region: 1-2010 (669 amino acids)
Biological process (GO): translation
Cellular component (GO): ribosome
Molecular function (GO): GTPase activator activity; protein binding; structural constituent of ribosome
Source: RefSeq, a predicted model, not a curated record